CUGGGAGACACUGGGACUUUUCCAGCUGUGCACCACAAACUGCGUUUUGCUUAUACUAUCGGCAAUAAUAGUUUUCCUGCACAAAAUACAUCUUCUCACAAGUGAUCGAUCCGCCUCUCGAGCGGGCGUAUGUAUGACGGUUACAGACUGAGAAGACGAAGUUGGGUAUCCAUGUUUCUGCACAUUACAGACCUCAUGAGGCUAUUUUAACCAGUGCGCACUACGGUAGUGUUGGCUCGCCAAAGCAGCCCAUAGCAAGGAGUGCAGUCCGUCAGGCCGCGAGCAGCGGCAUUUAAACUUACCUACCAGCUGUGUUUCUAGCUAGGUUGAAGUUAUCAGUCCCAGUGCUUGCCGGUCGAUCGGCAACGCCGCGCCUGGCCUGGCCUGCAGCGAGCGAACGGCUUUCAGCAGCAGACACCGUGCACAAGCCGUUCGAGGCCGUCAACAUGUUGUCUCCAAAACAUGUCAUGCCCGUGUGUAUGUAUCGCACGGCGCUGGCGCUUCGCUUAUGGGCGAGGGAUUCAUGGCAUGCCAUGCACAACUCGUCAAUCCUUACAGCUCAGUAUGUUGUGCGAGUUCUACUGUUUAGGGUGGUGAUGCUCUUGCUGUCAUUAUACGAGCUUGAACAAGGAGUAAAACAUAUCGCUGAACUUGCGCCUGUUGAAUGGACGUCAACGGACCGAAUGCUGCUACUGGCGCUCAUGGCGCCAAUCCUGGCCUCCCUUGUGGGCCUCGUGUGGCCGUUUCUCAGCAUGCGGGUGUACGAGCAACGGCACAAAUGCAUCCACAAGGCGCUGCUUAUGCUAUGGGUUGCGCCAAGGAUUUCUUUGCACCGUAGCGGCCGCUCCUGGCUGAAAACACCAGCCAAGCAGCACUUCAUAGUGGACGUGCUUUUGCAUAUUCUGCUUCAGGAUCCAUUUCCGGAGUACGCGCCCAAAGCGGUGAUUAUGGGCGUGGUGUAUUGCUUAGCAUCGGUUCCCCCCCCGAACAGCCUGUCGGGCACGGAACACGCUCUGGGUACCUACGCUCAGCAUGCGGAGUUCUACUUGGGAGUUCUGUUCCUGGCAUUAGUGGUCAGCAGGGCUUAUGAGCUCCUAAUGGGUCGCCGAGAGCAGCCCGUCUUCCUGCGGCACCUUGCCCACCACCUCCGAACCUUGCCGCAAGCGCUGAAUCGAAAUCGCCACAUCAGCGACAGCUACCUAUGGAAGCUGUGUGGGGUUAAGCUUGUGGAUGCGCUGAUGCUGCUGUACAGCGGUGAGCUGUACCUCCGAAGCGGCAUGGCGCAGCGAAGCUGGCAGAAGCUCAUGGUUGCCAGCCUAUCCGGCGCUGGCGGUGCCGUACUGAUAGGUUGCAUCUGCAUUGGCGUCUUCUCACGCCGUACACUAUACCAGCGGCACCACAGCGUGGUCAACGCGGCCGGCCUGUACGUCAGCCUCGUUUCCCGCCUAGCGCUGGUGCUAGCGGAGGCGCGCACGGGUCCGGGCAGCAGUCAAGCAGCAGCCUUCCACGCCUACCUUGCAUCCGUCUUCUCCCUGCUCACGCAUGAAGACUCGCUCGGGCUCCUUUGCAGCCAAGUCGGCGCCAUCUGCAUCCUCUUCAGCGUCUUGCAAAUGUACAUCACCAGCAGCUGCCGUACAUUGUCAUUAUCAGCAUCAUCAUCAUCAUCGCUAUCAGACGCAUCAUAUUUAAGCCUGUCGUAUCGUCAUCCGGAGUUCCUAGCCGUCGCGUUUCUGGCCUGCAGCCUCUACCGCUGCUUGUGCUUAGGCGUUUGGUCAGAUCUCGACGACGAAGCUGAGGUAGAUGCUACGGAUGCGGCCUUCCAGAGCAUAAGCAACAGGGCAUCCCCAGCAACCACACGAACCGGUCCCAUGGCUGCUUCCACCGCCGUUGCAUCAGGCACAUGCGGCUGGUUCCCCGCCUACCCUGCUGCGGUAGACAGUAGCCAGAUGAUUGCACCCCGUCCCAAGACCUCUGACAUGCCGUUCUUAAUGUCCGCCAAGUCCAUUCAUGAGGAUGAGGGGGCUAUGGUAGCAGGAAUUCCAUCUUUCGGGAGGUGGUCGGGUGCCUCAUCACGGCUCUUGCAAGCGACUCAGCAGCAGCACCAGCUCCCACCCUUGUCAGCCUGCGAGGCGCCAUGUCCGCCAAUGCAGCAGCAGCAGCUUGACAGGGCCCACACAGAACCCAGCGCAGCAGGUAUUAUUGCAGCAGGCAAGGGGCGGCACUCGUACGAAGGCCAUGCUGCUGCUACCGGGCCGGGAGCAUACUUUUGCGGAGACAGUUGCAAGAGUCUGGAAGAUGGCGAAGCAGCAGGAUUCAUGGAGGGGGGUGUAACGGCGACAGCAGCCCCUUCAGCAACACUUGGCCUCGUUGGUUGUGGACGCGCUGUAGGUAACGCAGCAGCCAGGAACAGCAGCGGCAGCCGCCACGACGACGGUUCAUUAUCAUACGCUGGUAAUAACUCACCAGCAGCUGCCUUCACGGCCUGCCUUUCCGUUAGAAGCAUGGUAGCAGCUGGGGCCGCCAUGUCAGAUGACAACGGCGGCAGGAUUUCGGUUACGCCUGCUGCUGCUGCCGGUGAUUCGGAUGAGGAGCUAUUGCUCACUGUCAUGAGCAAGUCUAGCACGUGCAGCACCACAGCAGCAGCAACAACGUUGCACAGCAGGCAACAGCGCGGCCGUUUCGGUUGCUGCAGCAGCAGCGACGGAGCCGGCGGCACCCUGGCAGCUUCUGGCAGCAGCCCAGGCAUGCAGUUCCCGCCUCCCUCGCCCUCCCUGAGCAUUCGAAAGACAGCACCCAUGCUUCAAAACUUUAGCGUGCCAAGCAGGCUUUCCUCAGCAACCUGGCUGGCCUGCAGCCAGGACGGUAGCGAGGGCGCCCCUCGCACGCCGGCCUGCAGCAGCCUGAGCCACAGCAGUACGUCAAGCCUGGAUUCCCUAAACCACGAGCGAGCUAGCACCCCGAACUUAACGCUCCUAGAACCUAUCGACGACAUCCAGAAAACACAAAGCACGGAAGCUACCGAUCCUGCUGAUGUCGCCGCUGAAACGCCUCAAGGCAAGAAGCGUAAGCCGCCCGGACGUUCUCACAGCCGCGGUUGCUUGUGGCCACGUGCCGGAACCAGCAGCGCGAACACCGCCUCACGCAUCGUCUCAGCAGUGCUUGGAUCCCGUGCUCUAGAGCGUGCGGCAGCUGCCAAGGAGGCGGUGGCGGCUAGGAUGGCGCCGGCAGCAGUGUCGGGUUCGGGUAGCGUCUGCGGCAGCGUACGGAUGCUACAUCCUGCAGCUGGGGCCUCCAGGGUGGCUGUACGACAGCUGGCUAGGGAUGGCUUCACGAGCGGCAGCACAUCUGCUGGCAUGAUGGGUUCGUGUCCUUCUUUCCGGCGGAGCCCGAGUAUGGGCGGCGCCUUCUCGCCUCGGAUGUCAGUCAUGAGUGCCGCGAGUGCUGGCUCUUCGUCGCCCAUCGCCCUAGACGGUGGGUCACCUCUGCCGGGAGAACACCUCACUGCCGGACAGGCCCUGCAUGAGCCCCAGCAGUUGCAACAACAGCACCAGCCGCCGCCGCAGCGACUUGGCAGCAUCAGCAGCAGCGGCAACAGACCUGGGGAACGAACGCUCCUGCAAGGGGGGUCGCCUCAAGAGCAGCAGCACAAGCAGCAGUACCCGGCAUGGGGCGGCUGUGCGGAAGCACCAAGCGACUCACCUUUCGCGUUUGCUGGCACGGCGGAAAUCGCCGCAAGCGACGUAACUGCCACGCAGCAGCCAGCGCCACUGCAAGCCCCUGAGUCGCAUCGGGCGUCUUGCCCCUCACAUGGCUGCCCCACUACCUGGGUUAUGCGACUCCGGACACGCGUUUGGGAGCUCUUGCAAGGCUUCCGGCAUACUGCUGGUCACGCUGUCAUGGAAGCCCUGUUGUCACGUGUUUCACUCAAGACGUCUUACCGGCAUCUGAAGAGCGUCGUGAAGCCCCAGCAUGACUCCACCCUCGCAACCACCCUGGCGGUGGCCACGGCAGUAUUCCUAGCGGCAAGCCUCUCGGCUUGGUUGACUCCUAUCGCCUUGGAAGCAGCCACCUCCAUGCGAAGCAUCAAGCUGAUGAACAUAGCUCAACUUGAGACCGGACCCAACCUUCUCAGCAGUACCGGCAGCAGCACCACAAGCAGCGAUGGCAGCGGCAGUGGCAGUGCCCAAGGCACUAAAGCUGUGCUCCUGGUGGCCGUAGCCGUGCCGCUAUUCGUGGCUUUAGCUGUCGUACAAAGGCUUCUGUUGCGUGCGGGACCCUUCUCCGACCCUCGGCGCCGUUGGUAUAACGAGCGACAUCAGCGAUUGAUAGCCUUCAUGGACCAACUACUCGCGGGGGACCAAAGCGAUGCCUCCAUCAUAGAAGCCCUGAGGGAGGCGACGGCGGGUGCCUUCGACGCAACGGCUGGCUCUGCCGGCAACAUCAGCAGCAGCAGCGGGAGCAGCAGCAGCAGCAGCGGGGGCAGUAACAGCAUGGGUAGCAGCAGCGGCGGUGCUGCUGCUACUGUUGGUAGCCGGAACGGGAAGAUGGCCGGCUUUACGCUUGAGCUAGUAGUGCUUGAGGGAGGUGCCAGGAUGGACGAGUCGACGCCAGCAGCGGUACACGUGGUUCAUGGCGGGGAGGUCCUCAGGGCCAACGGCAUGGGCGACAACAGCAAAGGGGUACGCCGGCCGCUGGUUAUGCUUCCCAGUGUUCAUCACGCACUCAUGAACCAGGUGGUGCUCUUCACCAACGACUUCGCGUCCUCGCCCCCGGACGCCCACUACGAGGACUGGCGACUGCUUCACCAGGCCUGCGGCGCUGCAUCCAUGAUCACGGUCCCUCUGCUGUAUGGCGGCUGCGAUCUGGGGGCGUUGCUGGUCAGCUGCCCGGGUUCCGGAGCCUGGGAUGAGCUGGCGCGGAAGUUGCUGAUGGACUUUGGGCUCCAGAUCAGUCAGGCGCUGUACACUCGGGCAGUCCAACAAGCCCUGGCUGCAGAUGAGGCGGUCCUGACAGACAUCAUGCCCGAGGCCGUCAUGGAAUCCCUGAAGCGCAAGGCCCUGCAGUCCUCCAGCCGCAGCGUCCUGCCGCCCAGCGAUGAAGGACCUGCAGCAGCGGACGGCAGCGCUGGCGACGGAGGAGGCGGAGGCAGCUGCCAGCAGCAGCAGGCAGCGGAUUCGGCGGCAGCUGCGGCUGUGGUGUACAAGGAGUGGCACCCCAUGGUCUCCAUCCUCUUCGCAGAUAUUGUGGGGUAUACCAACAUGAGCCAGCAAGUUGAUCCGGAGGAGGUCAUGAUGAUGUUGCACCAGCUCUACUCCAAGUAUGAUGCGUUGUGCUCGAUCCACGGCGUCUACAAAGUUGAGACCAUCGGCGACUGCUGGAUGGGAGCUACGGGGCUGUUGGUUGAGGAUCCCCGUCAUGCGUCCGCGCUGCUGGCGUUCGGGCGGGACAUGUUCAGAGCGGCUGCGACAGUGCGCGAUCCCAGCACCGGCAAGGGGGUGCAGAUCCGGGUAGGCAUCCACAGCGGCCGAGUCAUGUCUGGCAUCGUGGGAAGCAUCCGAGCUCGCUACUGCCUCUUCGGAGACACCGUAAACACUGCUUCGCGCAUGGAGAGCACGGGCAUUCCAGGACACGUGCAGAUCAGCGCCAUCACGUUCGAGAUGCUGCAGCCGCAGGAGCAGUCGCUGUUUCAGCCCCGGGGCAAGAUUCCUGUCAAGGGCAAGGGCGACUUGCUGUGCUACUUGCUGCCGGGCGGAAACAAUGCUUUGACUGCUGUGACUGCUGCUGCUACAGUCGAAGCAGCAGAGCGUCAGGAGGAGGCGGGGACACCUAAGACGGCGCCUUCGGACCUGCUGACAUCUGUGUCCUCUUGACGAUGAGCCUGGCGGAGUUCCUGCGGGCGGGCGUAAUCGUUGUUUGAAUUUUUUGGCAGGAUUAUUAUAGGCAGAAGUCGAUAUACAUUUGUUGUACAGAGCGUUGCAACGGGUCCCAAAUUGGCUACCGACGAUACGCAUGCAUGCAAGCAUGGCUGCUGCAUAGGCUGCAGCUCUUGGCGAGCGGUUUAGGGCGUCUGGGAAUGUGCACAGCAUCCUUGCAAGUGCAGAGAUAGAAGAUUCACGACCGUUACACGGGCACACGGCUGUUCGGCGGUAGGUGUCAGCAGUGCUGCAACAUGGCUGCAUGGUUGGGAGUGGUUACUUGCUUGUCCAGGAAAGCUGAGGUAAACUCUGAUGAAGCGUUGGCAACUGUCAUCAAUUGAUGGUCGGUGCGAGUCGCAUGAUGGCAUAGUACAGUUUUGUGUUUUGAAAACUGGCCGCGAGUAUGGAGGUACUGGGGUAUUGCGUCUGUCUUCCGCUAGGAAGAAGAGUUGAAGCUUGGUCCGAGUGUCAAAGGAGUGGAGAAGAUACGAGUAAGGGUUGGUUUCCUGAUGCCCUCCGUGCGUGCGUGUGAUGAUGACUAAUUCCUUUACGUAAUCUUUGUUGUCAUGCUGGUG
Molecule: messenger RNA, 6490 nt
Organism: Astrephomene gubernaculifera
Lineage: Eukaryota; Viridiplantae; Chlorophyta; Chlorophyceae; Chlamydomonadales; Astrephomenaceae
Source: the annotation of a GenBank genome assembly